CCAUCUUUGUUGUGUGUAGGAAAGCAUGUCCCGCCGAAGAAACUACAGCGAUGAUGACGAAGGUGGACGUCCUCGUAAAAGACGCCGGACUACCUCAGAUCACACUGAGAUUGAAGACAGAUUGGAGUCUCUGAUCACUAGAGUUGGAGAGAAGAGUACUUCUUCCUUAGAGAGUAACUUAGAAGGAUUGGCUAGCGUCUUAGAAGCUGACUUGACCUCUUAUAAACCCAAAAUAACAAAGAUUCUUGCAACAUGUGCAACGUUCUUCCCUGAGAAGAUCAGUGUAUACAGUACAUUGGUCGGUCUGCUAAAUGCGAGGAAUUAUAAUUUUGGAGGCGAGUUCGUAGAAAAUAUAUUCCGAGCUCUGAGGGAUGCAUUGAAAGUUGGAGAAUUUGAGAAAGCGCGUAUUUUGCUGAGAUUUUUGACCGAUUUAGUGAAUUGCCAUGUAAUUGAUUUAACAUCAAUGUUGGUGAUGUACGAAGCGUUUGUAGCAGUGACCUCAGAAGAUGAUAUUCCUCAAGUGCGUAGUGAUUGGUAUAUGUAUGCUGUGAUGUCAUCGUUGCCGUGGAUUGGACGAGAGUUGCAUGAUAAGAAGGAGAUGGAAUUUGAGAAGUUACUUUCAAACAUUGAGAAAUACAUUAACAAACGUAAGAAACAGUAUUUUCCAUUUUUAAAAGUAUGGGAAAAGGACGUACCACACCCCCAAGAAGAGUAUUUGGACUGUUUGUGGGCUCAACUUACAAAACUGAAGAACGAUAAAUGGAUUGAGCGGACAAUUCUGAGACCCUACCUUGCGUUUGACAGUGUGUUGUGCGAGGCGCUACAACACACCCUCCCACCAAUCAACCCACCCCCACACACAGAUGAAAUGGAAUAUCCCUUACCCAAAGUUAUAUUUAGGAUGUUUGAUUAUACAGAUGCACCCGAGGGACCACACUUGCCUGGACAUCAUGCCAUUGAUAGAUUCCUCAUUGAAGAAACGUUGUCACAGAUUAUACAUACACAUCAUAAGGAAAGAAAAGAAUGUGCCGCUCAGCUUGUCAGUUACCAUGGGAAGAAUAUAGUGCCGCUGAAUUACAUGAUAAUUGAAGUUGUUUUCGGUCAGCUAUUCAACCUGCCUCAGCCGCCUUAUCUCGAGAUAUUUUAUGCGUCUUUACUCAUUGAAUUGUGUAAACUGCAGCCGUCUUCUCUUCCGCAAGUUCUUGCACAAGCCACUGAAUUACUCUAUGAGCGUGUUGAUUACAUGAAUGUUACCUGCGUUGAUAGAUUUGUCACAUGGUUCUCUCAUCAUCUCAGUAAUUUUCAAUUCCGUUGGAGUUGGGAGGAUUGGGGAGAAUGUAUCAGUAUGAAUCCGGAAACACCUAAGCCGAAGUUUGUCAAGGAAGCUUUAGAGAAGUGCAUGAGAUUGUCGUAUCAUCAAAGAAUUGUUGAAUCUGUACCUGAGAACUAUGCCCAAUUAAUACCAGAGAAACCUUCUCCUAUUUAUAAAUACAGUGCUAUUGGAAGUGGUUCAUUACCGGGAACUAUUCCAGCCAAUCAGCUGAUUGCAUCAAUUAAAAAUAAGGCUACUCCAGACGAGGUUCUCGACAUUCUCAAAGAUAUACCUAACCCUAAACAGGAUGAGGAACAAAUGGAAGACGAGUCAAGUUUCAACCCUCUAAAAAUAGACGUAUUUGUGUUAACUGUUCUACAUAUGGGUAGUAAAUCAUUCAGUCAUUCCUUUAGUGCCCUAGCCAAAUUUCAUCCAGUGUUCAAAGCGUUAGCUGAUGGUGAGGAGAGUCAGAUGUAUAUGUUGGGUAAAGUUUAUGAAAUCUGGCAAAAUCAUCACCAGAUGAUGGGUGUACUCAUUGAUAAGAUGCUGAGGACUCAAAUUGUGGACUGUGCCUCUGUAGCAAAUUUUCUUUUUUCCAAGGAUAUGGAAAAUGAUUUUACCAGGUUGUAUGUUUGGGAAAUUAUGCAUUCCACAAUCCGCAAGAUGAAUAAACAUGAAAACCGAAUUGAGAAAGAGCUCCAGGAGGCCAGGGCUAAGUUGGACCAACAUGUACGUGCAUGUCAAAAUUAUUUUUUGCAGCGCUUUAUCAUUAUUUUAAGUGAACAUCUAGUGAAAUGUGAAAAUGAAGGUAAAGAUUGCGAUACCCCAUGGUACAAACAAGUUAAAGGAAGACUUCAACAAAUAUUCUUAACCCACUAUCAACAAGUGGAGAAGUAUAUCACCACACUUGAGACGUUACUCUUUACUGCCGACAUUGACCAGCAUAUUCUGGAAGUUUUCCAACAGUUCCGAGCUCUGCGGAUGUAAAUCUCGAUGUCAUUUCAACCAACCAUGUUUUUUUACCCAGCUGAAUAAACUAAAAACUGCCUAAUUCGUUCUGUGCCAGUCUGUAUUAUUUUUUUACUUUCACUUUUAGUAUGUUAUUUUUAAAAUGUAUGUCAAUCAGUUGGAUGGCAGAGAAGGUGGUCUAUUAAAAUGAAAUAUUUUCCAGCUGAGUAUAACAUUUUUUUUUUUAGCCUUUCAAUUUUUCUUUAUUUUCACCUCAACUUUGUUCAUCUUAGGAAUAUUCUCCACAUGACUGAAAGCUCUGGAUAUGUAUAUUAUUGAUGUGUACUGUAACUUUCGUAUUAAAAUAAUUUUGAAAAGGU
Messenger RNA from Saccoglossus kowalevskii, 2640 nucleotides. Its product is annotated as nuclear cap-binding protein subunit 1. Gene Ontology annotation, molecular function: mRNA binding; protein binding; RNA cap binding. The record is from RefSeq and is a predicted model, not a curated record. Gene Ontology annotation, cellular component: nuclear cap binding complex; nucleus. Lineage: Eukaryota; Metazoa; Hemichordata; Enteropneusta; Harrimaniidae. Gene Ontology annotation, biological process: nuclear-transcribed mRNA catabolic process, nonsense-mediated decay; mRNA export from nucleus; regulation of mRNA processing.